Messenger RNA from Durusdinium trenchii, 1601 nucleotides. Lineage: Eukaryota; Dinophyceae; Suessiales; Symbiodiniaceae. The record is from the annotation of a GenBank genome assembly.
CAUGGGUGCUUCACUACUUAAUCCGUCACCUGACUCGCACACUCCACGUGGUGAUCGAUAUGCCAUGGAAUCUGGCGCAGUCUCUCCUCAGAGCUCCCAGGACGCCGAAGACGCCGAAGACGCGAAGCUGGGCUCGGUGACCUUGGUCGAGGUCCCUGGGCGUGCCAAUGACAUUGAAGAAGCAGUGGCAGCAGUCGGUGGGCCGAAGGCGGUCACUGACGCCAUUGUCAACAAGGGCAAGCUUCGCCUUCGACUUUGUCGGAGAUACCAGUUCCAGGCACCUCUGCCCAUGAAACGACACAGGACGUCAGACCUUCUAGUCAAAGCUCGCAAGAAAGAAGAUGGCACAUGGGACUAUGAGGCCAUCGCCUGGGUUCCGACCUCCUUCCGAACCGAGGUCCUGGCCGACUUUCUCUUUGUGCCGGGCUCGGAGCUGAAGCACGGAGAACACUCCAUCAUCGGGUCCAUCGAACAGGAGAUCAGCGGCGAAGGCGUUUCAGGUGCUCCUUACAUGCCCCCGGCAUACUUCACAAGGGUCGACACGCCACAAGCCUAUGACUUCGAGGAGAACUCCUUCCUAAAGCGGCAGCGGAAUCCGGAGGUCAAAGCCAUUGCGGGUACUUCGGAGGCGAAGCUGUACCGCGACUGGGUUGGGGUGCACAUCAUGAAGUUCAACAACAAAGAGCCGCCCACGAAACCACCUGAAGGAGCCAAGGACUCUUUGCGAGAGGAUGAGAAGCAAAUUGUCGCCGGGCUGGAGAAGCUCUUCGCAGAGCGGCCGCUGUGGCUCCGAGGCCCUGCGGAGGAGCGGCUCAAGGAGAUGGGCUUGAGUGCCAACGUGAGCACGAUGCAGAAGAGCUUCAUUUGUGUUAGCUACCUCUGGUCAGAUGGCCCUUGGCGGCAGGUCUACAUCCGUUUGGGCUUCGACCCGCGCACCGAUCCUGGGACACGCUUCAUGCAGGUGAUCGACUUCCGUGAUCGCUUACUCAAGGAACGCCGCGCCUACUUCGAGCGAGUGCAAGGGACCAUGGAUCAGCAACCUGUGCAAGCCCUUGACUGUCACUUCCGCACGCCUCCGGUGAAUCGCUCCCAACUCUAUCAAUACCUGGAUAUUGAGGAUGAGGUGGUUCAGCAGAUCCUACAGUCCUCAGAGGUUUUGAAGGAGUGUUCUUUCAAGACCGGCUGGUUGCCCCAGCAGACCUUGGAUGCCAUUCGUGAACGGAUGGCCGUGAAGGCCGAGCUCUUGCGCCGCUCGCGGCAACAUGCGCUCCAGGAUGCGACAACUCCUGCAGUGGCUAAUGAGGCUGCCUCCUCUCAGAAAAAGAAGCGGGAUGCCCAAGCUCCCGAGGCUCUCAAGGAUGAGGCGAGCGGCACGCGGUGGUGGACAUGCUGAUUCACGUGUUGUACAACACAUCCUUCUCAGAAAAUCCUGAAGUUGUUGGGAGAAGUAUACACUUGUCACUCACAGCUUGCCACUCUUCAAGCACUUCAAGCACUGGCAAGUGAAGUUGCGCUGUUUCAUUGAGGCUACAGAAUAAUCUACGUGUUAAAAGUUGCGCUCAGCUGCAGUGGCCCUCCAGCCACUCCAGUCUUCAAACAAC